Molecule: messenger RNA, 1582 nt
Organism: Cuculus canorus (common cuckoo)
Lineage: Eukaryota; Metazoa; Chordata; Aves; Cuculiformes; Cuculidae
Gene: NDUFV1
Product: NADH:ubiquinone oxidoreductase core subunit V1
Exons: 10
Coding region: 107-1480 (457 amino acids)
Biological process (GO): mitochondrial electron transport, NADH to ubiquinone
Molecular function (GO): NADH dehydrogenase (ubiquinone) activity; 4 iron, 4 sulfur cluster binding; NAD binding
Source: RefSeq, a predicted model, not a curated record
CCCCCUCGCCGUUGUUGUCGCUCGCUGAUGACGUCACGUCGUGCGCCGCAGCGGGGGCGGCUGAAGGUGACGGCGGCUCCGGUGCCGGUGCCCCCUCAGCCCCGCCAUGGCCGCCCGGCAGCUGCUGGCGCUGCGGCGCCUGCCCGCCGCCUCCUACUCGACCGCGCCCAAGAAGACGCAGUUCGGGUCGCUGCGGGAUGAGGACCGGAUCUUCACCAACCUCUACGGGCGGCACGACUGGAGGCUGCAGGGCGCCCUGCGCCGCGGCGACUGGUACAAGACAAAGGAGAUCCUGCUCAAGGGAGUGGACUGGAUCCUGGGUGAGAUCAAGACUUCGGGGCUGCGGGGCCGCGGUGGUGCCGGUUUCCCCACCGGCCUCAAGUGGAGCUUCAUGAACAAACCCCCGGAUGGCAGACCCAAGUACCUGGUGGUGAACGCAGAUGAGGGGGAGCCGGGCACCUGCAAGGACCGGGAGAUCAUGCGCCACGACCCCCACAAGCUGGUGGAGGGGUGCCUGGUGGCAGGGCGAGCCAUGGGCGCCCGCGCCGCCUACAUCUAUAUCCGUGGUGAAUUCUACAACGAGGCUUCCAACCUGCAGGUGGCCAUCCAGGAAGCCUACAAGGCCGGGCUGCUGGGGAAGGAUGCCUGUGGCUCCGGCUACGCCUUCGACGUCUUUGUGGUGCGUGGGGCCGGGGCCUACAUCUGCGGGGAGGAGACGGCGCUGAUUGAGUCCAUCGAGGGCAAGCAGGGCAAACCGCGCCUCAAGCCGCCCUUCCCCGCAGACGUGGGUGUCUUUGGCUGCCCCACCACAGUGGCCAAUGUGGAGACGGUGUCCGUGGCCCCCACCAUCUGCCGGCGUGGCGGCACCUGGUUUGCCGGCUUUGGGCGGGAGCGCAACUCUGGGACGAAACUCUUUAAUAUCUCGGGUCACGUCAACCACCCCUGCACCGUGGAGGAGGAGAUGUCGGUGCCACUGAAGGAGCUAAUCGAGAAGCACGCUGGGGGUGUCCGUGGGGGCUGGGACAACCUGCUGGCUGUCAUCCCGGGGGGCUCCUCCACGCCGCUGCUCCCCAAGUCAGUGUGCGAGACGGUGCUGAUGGACUUCGACGCCUUGGUGCAGGCACAGAGCGGGCUUGGCACGGCUGCUGUCAUCGUCAUGGAUAAAUCGACCGACAUCAUUAAAGCCAUCGCUCGCCUCAUCGAGUUCUACAAACACGAGAGCUGUGGGCAGUGCACACCCUGCCGAGAAGGUGUCGACUGGAUGAACAAGGUGAUGGCGCGAUUCGUGCAGGGCAACGCGCAGGCAGCCGAGAUCGACGCACUGUGGGAAAUCAGCAAGCAGAUUGAGGGCCACACUAUCUGUGCCCUGGGCGAUGGCGCAGCCUGGCCCGUGCAGGGUCUCAUCCGCCACUUCCGACCGGAGUUGGAGGAGAGGAUGCGGCGCUACGGUGAGGCCAAAGCCCGUGCAGCGUCAGCGUAAGGAGUCACCAGUGGAGCCGGCUGCCAGCGGUGCUUCCAGCCUCUGUGGGGGCAAGGGGGUUCCCGGAGCAGUUGGGGCUCCUCAAUAAAUGCUGCUGCACUC